Molecule: messenger RNA, 1038 nt
Organism: Colletotrichum lupini
Lineage: Eukaryota; Fungi; Ascomycota; Sordariomycetes; Glomerellales; Glomerellaceae
Product: alkylated DNA repair protein AlkB
Exons: 2
Coding region: 1-1038 (345 amino acids)
Cellular component (GO): nucleus; cytoplasm
Source: RefSeq, a predicted model, not a curated record
AUGACGGCUGAAAUUGUCGAGCUCGACGCUCAUGAGCAGCCCUCGGAGGCGAUGCGGGCACAGUGGAAGGGAUACUCCAGAGCAGACCAAAAAGAACUCAUAAAUGGAGAUUCUCUCGAUGAUACGAGAUCUCCAGAACAAGCCGGGAAAUUCUCACAGGCUGGCAAGAUUUCCGUUGAGCAGCUGGCCGCUGCUUUCUCACACUUGGGCCCGCAUGCCGUCGAUACCUCGUUACUCAAAGAAGUUCCCAUCUUAUAUCACCCACUUCUGCCAGGCCUUCUCAUAGUACCGGAUUUGGUUCCUCCAAAAGUACAAAAGACCCUGCUCUCAUUGAUGAUCAACCGAGAUCUCAGCGUCCCAACACACCAAACCAAUCUUCACCUGCACUAUGACCUGCCCUACCCAAAGGCCCAAGACGGGUCCGCCGAAUCCUUCUUCUCAUACCCGCCCGAGCCAACACCCAUAUUCACCCCCAAGGACCCCUCCGUCCACAAGCCCUUAUCCAUCAAGCAGGUCAUGGAGCGCCGUCUUCACUGGGUCACGCUAGGCGGCCAGUACGACUGGACGAACCGCAUCUACCCAGAAGAGCGCCCGCCGCAGUUCCCGUCCGACAUUGCCAACUUUCUCGAGACCGUCUUCCCCGAGACCCUGGCCCAGGCCGCCAUCGUCAACUUCUACACGCCCGGUGACACGAUGAUGAUGCACCGCGACGUCAGCGAGGAGACGGACAAGGGUCUCGUCAGCCUGAGCUUCGGCUGCGACGGCCUCUUCAUGAUUGCGCCCAACGAGCCGGACAAGAUCUCGGACGAGGCGAGGGCGACGGGGAAGGAGUACCUGCUUCUCCGCAUCCGCUCCGGCGACGCCAUCUACAUGACCAAGGGCUCACGGUUUGCGUGGCACGGCGUGCCCAAGGUCAUGAAGGGUACUUGCCCUGAUUACUUGGCUGACUGGCCGGCAGAAGAUGGAAAGUACGAAGAGUGGAAGGGCUGGAUGCAGAACAAGAGGAUCAACCUCAACGUAAGACAGAUGAGGGACUGA